This is a messenger RNA of Humulus lupulus (European hop), 1781 nucleotides long. Its product is annotated as beta-fructofuranosidase, insoluble isoenzyme 1-like. NCBI's taxonomy places the organism in Eukaryota, Viridiplantae, Streptophyta, Magnoliopsida, Rosales, Cannabaceae. The coding region runs from base 41 to 1582 and encodes 513 amino acids. The record is from RefSeq and is a predicted model, not a curated record. Gene Ontology annotation, biological process: carbohydrate metabolic process. The transcript is spliced from 5 exons. Gene Ontology annotation, molecular function: hydrolase activity, hydrolyzing O-glycosyl compounds.
AAUUAUGUCACAUAAUAUAUAAUGUAAAUCAACAGGACCAAUGUAUUUUAGAGGAUUCUACCAUUUUUUCUACCAAUACAAUCCAAAAGGAGCAGUAUGGGGCAACAUUGUUUGGGCACAUUCAGUAUCAAAGGAUUUGAUGAACUGGGAAGCCCUGGAACAUGCCAUAUCCCCUUCUAAGCCAUUUGACAUAAAUGGAUGUUGGUCAGGUUCAGCCACAGUACUCCCAGGUAACAAGCCAGUAAUUUUGUACACUGGAAUUGACCCUAACCAAAACCAAGUCCAAAACUAUGCUGUGCCUAAAAACUCAUCUGAUCCAUAUCUUAGAGAGUGGAUUAAGCCUGACAACAAUCCAAUAGUCUUCCCUGAUGCCGGCGUAAACGCCAGCGCAUUCCGUGAUCCAACCACUGCUUGGCUAGGCAGAGAUGGGCAUUGGAGGAUGUUGGUUGGUGGGAAGAGGAGAAAGAGAGGUAUGGCUCAUUUGUAUAGGAGCAAAGAUUUCAUUCAUUGGGUUAAGGCACAACACCCUUUACAUUCUAUGUCUCACACUGGUAUGUGGGAAUGCCCUGACUUCUUUCCAGUUUCAUUGUCUAGUAACAAUGGAUUGGACACUUCUUUUAAUGGAAAUGGUAUUAAGCAUGUUUUCAAAGUGAGUCUUGAUCUGACUAGAUUUGAUUACUACACAAUUGGAACAUAUAAUGUCAAGAAAGAUAGAUAUGUUCCUGAUAAUGGAUCUGUUGAUAGUUGGGAUGGAUUGAGAUAUGAUUAUGGAAACUUUUAUGCCUCGAAAACAUUUUAUGAUCCUGUUAAGAAGAGGAGAAUAUUGUGGGGUUGGGCUAAUGAGUCUGAUGCUCGUGUAACUGAUGUCCAAAAGGGAUGGUCUGGAAUACAGGCUAUUCCAAGGACAAUAGUGCUUGAUCCUAGUGGAAAACAAUUGCUACAAUGGCCUAUAGAAGAAGUUGAAACUUUGAGAGGGCAGGAAACAGAAAUAAAAAAUGCAAAAUUGAAGAAAGGAGAUAUCAUUAAAGUGAAAGGAAUCACUCCUGCUCAGGCGGAUGUGGAUGUCACAUUUUCAUUUCCAAGCUUGGAAAAAGCUGAAAAAUUGGAUACAAAAGGAUGGGAUACUGCCGAGGCCCUUUGUGGUAAAAAGGGUUCUCACAUUGCUGGUGGUGUUGGACCAUUUGGACUACUGACUUUAGCUUCGGAAAAGCUAGAAGAGUUCACUCCUGUCUUCUUUAGAAUAUUCAAAACUACUGCAAAUAAACAUAAAGUGCUGCUGUGCUCCGAUGCAAGGAGCUCUUCCUUGGGGAGUGAUGGGGGUGUGUACAAGCCAUCGUUUGCAGGUUUUGUGGAUGUAGAUUUAGCUGAUAACAAGCUUUCGCUUAGAAGUUUGAUUGAUCAUUCUGUGGUGGAAAGUUUUGGUGCUGGAGGGAAGACUUGCAUUACCUCUAGGGUUUAUCCUACCAUAGCAGUUUUUGAUAAAGCUCAGUUGUUCCUUUUCAACAAUGGCAGUGAGACUGUUACUGUGGAGAGUCUCAAAGCAUGGAGCAUGAAUAAACCUCUAUUGAUGAACAAUAACUGAGAGUGUGAGAGUACUGUGAUUGUUCUAGCUAAGGGUUUUACUUUUAGGUUGAGCUUAUAUUUUAUUAAGUACUAUGUGUCAAAUCAAUGAGCUUAUUUGACUAAAUGUUUGUUUUAGAUUCUAGUACUGCCUGUUUUAUUUUAUCUUUCCGUGUAACCUUUUUUAUAUAAAUAAUAAUUUUGGUUUUACUUUUGAAUAA